GUGAGUCUUGUUGCUUAGUCCGUUACUCUGUUUCUCUUCUCAGCGUCGGUGCUCACUGCUCAGAACAAAGGUAAGCUUCUUAGUUUCUUACCAUUCCGUUUCUUUACAGUUUAAUGAUGUCUAAUCUGUUAUUGAGACAUGUUAAUAUUCAAGUGUCCAUCAAUUUGAGAGUAUGCCUGCGAAUUUUGGAUUGAAAUAUAACCGGUGACAGUGUGUGUGUAUGUGACAGUAUGUGUGUGUGACAGUGUCUAAAUGGAGACCGGAGAGACUCUGUUUUUUCUUACCUUGAAUUUGGAAUUUAGAGUGAUGAUUGAUGAUGUUGCUGCUGAGUUGUGAUAAUGGAUUUAUUGUAAUUUAUUUUAGAGUGCUGCUGCUGCUGAGUUGUGAAUGAGUUGUGAAUUGUGAUGAAUGGAUUUAUUAUAAUUUAGAAUGAUGCUGCUGCUGCUGAGUUGUGAUGCAUGGAUUUAUUGUCAUUUUACCGUGAUUUGGGUUGUAACUUGUGAUGAAUGGAUUUGGGUUGUAAAUUGUAAUUUAGAGUGCUGAUUGACUGUUUUUAUGCUGCCUUUGCUGAGUAGUAAAUGGUUGUAACUUGUAAGUUUGUAACCUGUAAUGGAUAAUAAUAUAGAAGAUGGGUUGUAGUGUGUAUUAAAAUCAAGUUUGUAACCUGUUAUAAAAUGUUUGGAUUGAUUACAGGGCUGAUUUGAAUUGAUUCUUGAAUUGUUGAACUUAUGGCAUCUAGAAAAAAUGCUUUUGGUAAUAGGCUUGAUGUUGGAUGGCAGCAUGGGAUAGAUGUUGAUAAAAAUUCUAGGAAAGUAUUGUGCAAGUAUUGUCAAAAAAUUAUUAGUGGAGGUAUAUUUCGUUUCAAACAACAUUUGGCUUGCACUCGUAAGGAUGUUGAGUUAUGUCAGCAAGUGCCAGAAAAUGUUAAGCAGAUGAUUUUAGGUGUUUUGGUGAAAAAUCUAGAGGCAACUGAAAAGAAAAGAAAGGCCCUUCAAUAUAGUGGAAAUGAUGUUGAUGAUGAUGAAAUAAAAGAAAUUAGCUCCAAGGACAAAGGAAAGAGAGUAGCUAGUGGGAGUGGAAGUACACAAACAACUCUAAAUCAAUUGCUAAAAAAGGAUAUUAGAGAAGAAGCAUGUCGACAAAUUGCUAGGUUUUUCUACACUAGUGCAAUUCCAUUUAAUUGUGUAAAAAACCCUGAGUUUAUUAAAGCACUUGAAAUGGUUGCAAAGCAUGGGCCAGGUUUCAAGCCUCCAUCCUACUAUGAUAUUAGAGAGAAGUAUUUGAAGCAAGAAGUGGAUCAAACAAUGAAAUUGCUUGAGGAGUACAAGCUAGAAUGGAAAAAAACAGGUUGUUCAAUAAUGUCUGAUGGAUGGACAGAUAAAAAAAGACGUUGUAUUUGUAACUUUUUGGUUAAUAGUCCUAAAGGGACAGUUUUUUUGUCAUCGGUGGAUACUUCUAAUAUGUCCAAGACUGCUGAUAAGGUAUUUGAGAUGUUAGAUGCCAUUGUGGAGAGGAUUGGGGAGGAAAAUGUUGUCCAAGUAGUCACCGAUAAUGCUGCAAAUUAUAAGGCAGCGGGACAAUUAUUAAUGAAAAAAAGAAAGAGUUUGUUUUGGACACCAUGUGCUGCCCAUUGUAUUGACUUGAUAUUAGAAGAUUUUGAGAAGAAGUUAGAGGUUCAUCAAGUAACUAUUGCAAAGGGGAGGAGAAUCACCUCAUAUAUUUAUUCAAGAACCAUUCUUAUUUCUAUGCUAAGGCACUUUACGAAAGGAAGAGAUUUGAUUAGGCCUGCUGCCACUCGAUUUGCUACUGCAUAUUUGACUCUAGGAUGUUUGAAUGAUCAUAAAAUACAGCUGAUGACUAUGUUUACUUCCAACCAGUGGAAUUCAUGUAGGUUUGCAAGAAUAGAAGAAGGGAAACGAAUUCAAAAUUGUGUUUUGGACAGCAGAUUUUGGUAUGAUGUUACUAUAUGUAUUAAGGCAGCGUUUCCUCUAAUUAAAGUUCUUCGAUUAGUUGAUUCUGAUGAGAAACCAGCUAUGGGUUUUAUAUAUAAAGCAAUGGAUGAAGCAAAAGAGAAGAUACAAGUGAAUUUUGGUUCUGUGAAAAAAAGGUAUAUAUCUUGCUAAUUUAUAUUUCAAAUGUUGUCAUCUAUUAAUAUGAAUGUUUUUCAAUUGAGAUAUUCCUAUAUUGUAAUGAUAUUUUUAUUGUUUUUUUUUUAUAUAGUUAUAUACCUGUAUGGAAUAUUGUUGAUGCAAGAUGGGAACUUCAACUCCAUAGACCUUUACAUGCAGCAGCUUAUUAUUUGAAUCCUCAUUAUCAUUAUAAUCCUAAUUUUAAGGUUAAUGCCAACAUUAAAAUUGGAUUAUAUCAAUGCUUAGAAAGGAUGGUGCCUAAUGCAAAUGAAAGGUGCAAAAUUGACUUACAACUUGAAUCAUUCAAGGAUGCAAAAGGGUUGUUUGGCAUUGACGCUGCCAAGACAGCAAGAGAUAAAAAAACUCCAGCUCAAUGGUGGGAUUCUUAUGGGGAUGAAUGUCCAGAAUUACAAAGGUUUGCAAUCCGAGUUCUAAGCUUGACUUGUACUUCAUCUGGAUGUGAGCGUAAUUGGAGUGCAUUUGAAAUGGUUCAUACAAAACGAAGAAAUCGUUUGCACCAGAAAAAAAUGAAUGACUUGGUAUUUGUAAUGUGCAAUCUGAAAUUGAAUGAUAACCAAGUCAGAAGGCAAGCUGAUGAUUUUGGUAUGGAAGAUGAUCUUUCAUCUGAUGAUGAUUGGAUAACUGAGGGAGAAAAACAUCCAAACUUUGAUUUUCUUGGUACUAUUACCAGUGCAACACGAAGACAAAAUGGUAAUGAGGAUGAAAGUGAUGAAGAAGAAAUUCCUAAUAAUGUUGAAAUGGAGAGUCAUGGUAUUGAAGAUGAUUUGGAUAUUCAAAUUGAUGAUAUUGGUGUUGGUACUAGUAGUAGCACUAAUGUUCAUAAUAUUGGUGUUGGUACUAGUAGUGAUACUAAUAAUCCUCUUGAUGCUAAUGAUAUUGAUGAAUGCUUAAGGAAUAAUGAGGAAGAUGAAGGGAAUGAAGCUGAUUUUAGUUUACAUGACACACCAGCAGAUUGUUUAUUUUAAGUUUGUUAAUUAUUUGUUAAUGAAAAGUUAUUUUAAAUUAUGUAUCAGGAUGACUUUUAUUUGAACCAUGUAUUUUAAGAUGUUUGAACUAUGUAUGAAUUUUUAUUUGAAACAUUAUUUUUAAGGUGCUUGAACUA
Molecule: messenger RNA, 3252 nt
Organism: Populus trichocarpa (black cottonwood)
Lineage: Eukaryota; Viridiplantae; Streptophyta; Magnoliopsida; Malpighiales; Salicaceae
Exons: 2
Coding region: 729-2123 (464 amino acids)
Molecular function (GO): DNA binding
Source: RefSeq, a predicted model, not a curated record